AAGCAAUUCGCCCCUCGCUCUAAACUUUCACCCGUCAAGCAUUUUUAUCCAAAAUUCGACCCCAGUGAGGAUUUGUAAUAAAUUACAGUUCUUGCCUUUUUCAAAAAUUUGCACCUGCAUCAAAUAUUCUUUGAAUCAUUUCUUGUCAGCCCCUAAAUGUGCAUGUUAGAUAAGGUGACGCGGCGGCGAUGAGACUUUGAUAAUCAACCCACCGCAUCAAAUUCCACCUGCACCCAGGUUGUCCCGCCUCUCCAACCUUCAGCCGCGCUGACUCCAGCACAUGGCUGUCCCCUCAAAUACUACUCAGUACUGGCAGUUAUUACAUGCUAUGGAACACUGGUCUGCUUCAUAGCGUUAGGCCAAUAUACCCGGCAACUCUGUUGCAUUUGAUCGGCGCUUGCCAUCCGGCAGCAAAUUGGCUGAUCUGGCACGGUUCCAUCGAUAUAGCCAAACCUUAUUCAUCUCACUGCAACAAGGGCAUUGAAGCCAUGUCUGAAUCCGAUGAUCCUCGAGAUGAGGAAAUGAGCACAUUGUCAGCCAUCUAUCCCGAGAUCGAGGUUGACAGCUCAGAUCCACACUUGUUUGCGCUCGAGAUACCCGUACACCCAUCCAAGCCGGUGCAGGUCUUAUUCCCGGCCCCGGCCCCGGCACCCGUCACAGCUGCUGGUCCGGAACCGGUACCUUUGCAAGUUCAAGCAGCCGAUAAUCGGGCUGGUGAACCUCAGCGGGAGGACUCUCACGAGCUUUCAUAUCUGCCACCAGUACGAUUGCUUAUUACGCUUCCACCCGGGUACCCAGCGCAACAGCCCCCUCAAGUUGAGCUGACAUCCAGCCCACCCUGGAUCCCAUCCACCCGCAUCGAACAGCUGGUGGCUGAUUGUGCGCGUCUUUGGAAGGAGCUUGAUCACGACCCUGUUGUUUUUACCUACAUCGACCACAUCCAGCAAUUAGCGGAGACAGCUUUCGAUGUGGUUGAUGACAGAGGUGUCUUGACCGCGGAGCCGCAGUACAGGAUAGCCAUCCUCGACUACGACAUAUCAGCAAAACGAGCUGCUUUUGAUAGGGAGACUUUCGACUGCGGCAUCUGUCUCGAUCCUAAAAAAGGCUCUGCAUGCCACCGUAUGCUGGAUUGUGGUCACGUUUUCUGCAUCGGUUGCCUUCAGGAUUUUUACAACAACGCUAUUCAGGAGGGCGAUAUCUCCUCGGUCCGCUGCUUGACCCCCAAUUGCGCAAAAGACCGGGAAAAGUCUGCGGCACAACAAUCACCGACUUCGCAUAGCGCGGGUGGUCGGGCGAAGAGGAAACGCAGACAGAAACUUAUCAGCCCAAGCGAGCUUCUCAAAAUUCCAUUGGAACCUGAGGUAGUUAGGCGUUUUGUUACGCUCAAGUACAAGUCUGAGCUUGAGUCAGACAAAAAUACGGUCUACUGUCCAAGGACGUGGUGCAAUGGUGCUGCGAGGUCCAAGAAACACAAGAAGCCAGAGGGCCUUGAAUUCUCUGAGGACUCGGAAGGGUCGGAUGAUGAGGAUUCCAAUCGUCCCCAAGCCUCAACAGUACCGCGCCCUUACAACAAGACGGAAGAACUUCUUUGCAUCUGCGAGGACUGUGGCUUUGCAUUCUGCGGCCGCUGCUCCCUUGGUUGGCAUGGCGAGUUUUAUCGGUGCAUGCCCCGCCGGGAUAAGACCGAGUUGACGGCAGAGGAGAAGGCUUCCCUCGAAUAUGUGCAAUUACAUACAACACCGUGCCCUACCUGCGCAGCACCCGCACAAAAGACACACGGGUGCAAUCAUAUGAUUUGCGGGAGGCAGGGUUGUGGUACACAUUUUUGCUACCUUUGCUCAGCCUGGCUGGACCCAACCAACCCCUAUUCCCACUAUAACCAACAAUCGAAUGGCCGUAUAACAGGCUGCUAUAACCGGCUGUGGGAACUUGAAGCAGGAGACGGCGAUGAUGUGGGUCUCGGCUUCAUUGGCGGUAGAGCUGCUGCCCUAGCUGCUCAGCAGGAGAUUGAGAUGGAUCCGGCACUACUGAUCCCAGAGAUUGAAGAGGCCGAUGGCGAAGACGCACACGCCAAUGGUGCUGCGGCUGGAGCUGCAGGUGACAAUAUGGGAGUCCGCCCAGCCAACGAGCAGGAAAACGAGCGAGGAGUGGCCCUCGAGGCUCCGUUAGUCCUCCGUAUUGCCGCAGACCCUCCAGGGCGCGCCGCACCACCGCCAGUUCCAAAUCCGCCGCCUGCGGUCAGACCACGGGCAGGCGGUCAGCAGAAUGCACGCAGGCGUGGCGGGCGUGGAGGUCAACAUGCUGCCCGAGGUGGCCGCGGCGGAGCGAAUGCCCAACAGCAGAAUGAGCAAGCUCGCAACAACGGCGCUCCACGGAGAGGCCGAGGAGGACGCCCAAGAGGCGGUAUAGUUGCACCAGAAGCCGAUCGGCCCAAUGAUGAUGACCUCAACGAACACCAAAGGGCAUGGAUUCGACAAUUUGUCCAUAUGGCACUCAAUGACGAAGAGGAUCUGGUCGACUCGGACAGCGAUGAAGAGAUAUUUUGGAUACGGUAGACACCCAAUGUAUGGAACUGGAUUAUGUAUGAUUAUUCGCGGUGAUAAAAGCUCGACCCCACGAGUAGACAAGCUGUAAAGCCCAGGUCGCAUAAGGCUAAACUCAUAUUUAGUCUAUAAGGUCACUAUUACGAAUACCCACUAACAAGACCCCAUCUGAUAUUAUACUGGCCAACACGUUUUCAGCAUGUUGAAGCUAUGGGAUGAUAUAAAAUCAGUUCGACCUACAGGAUUUACAAUUCUCUACCCUUAACGACGGGAAAUUCCGUUGUUAUCCGAUAUCCUAAAUGUGCCGCGUUCAACAAAACGUCAGAGGUCUCGUCUACUGUAGCACGAUUCGCACGCCAUCUCACAUGAUCAAUGCAACCACUUGUUGCCGUCGCUUAUUUCGUC
Pyricularia oryzae 70-15 is the source of this 2948-nucleotide messenger RNA. Its product is annotated as RING finger protein. Lineage: Eukaryota; Fungi; Ascomycota; Sordariomycetes; Magnaporthales; Pyriculariaceae. Bases 324 to 2555 code for a protein of 743 amino acids. Gene Ontology annotation, biological process: ubiquitin-dependent protein catabolic process; positive regulation of proteasomal ubiquitin-dependent protein catabolic process; protein polyubiquitination. Gene Ontology annotation, cellular component: ubiquitin ligase complex; cytoplasm. The transcript is spliced from 2 exons. Gene Ontology annotation, molecular function: ubiquitin protein ligase activity; ubiquitin conjugating enzyme binding; zinc ion binding. The record is from RefSeq and is a predicted model, not a curated record.